AUGGCUGAUUGCGUUCUUGUUUUUUUUUAUAUACCACCAAUUAUAAUAAUAAGGCGUACGCAUAGAAAAUGCGACAGGGUUAGAUUAGUGGUUGGAGUCUCGAAAGAUUGCUCCUACCACGCACAUCACUGCUUCUACGUCGUCCAUGUCGGCACGAGCGUCGUGACGAACACAACUUCAGCCAAUGCCAUCUGUAAGUCUCGUGCAAAAGAGGGGUACCUUUUGGAACCCUACGAUAGGACAAUGCACGUGGCAGCCAGGAAGUAUGCCGAACGCAAAGGGAAUAGGAAGACCCUUUUCCCCGUUAACGCCCUGUACGUUCACACGGAGAGUCUCAAAAAUAUCUUGUCCAAUCAGACGCCUGAUUCAAUACCUCCGAAUAUAGAAAUAGACAAAGAGCAAAGUGAAAAAAAUUACCUUUAUGCAACUCUGGAUGACAGCAAACAGUCGUGGAUCUUCAAAACAGCCGACCACCAUCACUUGCAUCGAACAGUUUGCACCUUCAAGAACAAGGAACUCCCGUGCACUAGAAAAUAUACACCGGCUAAAUUAAUUCUUAGAGAUGAAACUAACAAAUUUAAGGCUAGUUCAAGUUUAAAAAUAGACUAUCCAGAAUAUGUCCCGGCAAAAAAUGUAAAGGUUAUCAACGGUUCAUUUUAUUUCGACAAUCAUACAUGGAAUGUAAUGUUUGAUUACUUGAAAAUGCAUGGAAAUAUCGAUUGGUUGGCAUUCCACAACAAUUCCAAACUGAAACAAUUCAUAUGUGAGUUCAUGUUAUACUCCAACAAAUCCUACGUUCUGACUGAGAAGGAUUUCAAAGAAGUUGGCAUUAACAUCAAAACCUUUCAGAAAAUGACAAAUUUCCUCAAGUUCAUCAAAACGCAAUACAGAAUUGAUGUUCGCUCGAGAGAUAGCUUGAUUAUAAGACCGGCUUCUGGUUUAUUCAAAGGAGCUGCCGAAAAAUUUUUGGGCUGGCUCAAGGGUGACUUUAUUGAGAAGUUAUGUAGAUUUUUGGCACUGUUAUUUAAUCCGAGUAAGUUAACUCAGGAGGAGGUGGAAGAUAUGCAUAUACCUUGGACGUUGUUUUCGAUUUACAAAGAUUUCCUUUUUCCGAUUCUUGAUGCUAUGAUAGGUAUUCAGCGAAUAUCAAAUCUGGUAAUAACCAUUUGUUACAAGAUACAAGCCAUUCUCACACCUCUCUUGAGAAUGAACUGGUCGGCGAUUCUCAGUGGAAAACUCCAGUCCAUUUUUGAAGGGUUGGAUCUACAGUUUAUUGGAGACCUGAUCUUGAAAAAUGACAAAAGUUUAUUUCAUUUCUCGGAAAAUAUGUUAGACUCGGUGAAAAAUGUGCCAACAAGUCAAGUUAGCAAAUAUAAAUCGUCUAUGUCAAAAUUAAGUAGCUCCGUAAACAAAAAACAAACCAGUGUGAGCAAUUUGAUUGGAAAUUUUAAAAAUGGCAACAUGCUUAAUUGGAGAAAGUUUUAUAAUGGUGGCCAAUCGAGUUUUUCUAAAAUAGCUAAUCUUGAUUUUAACAAAAUGGGUCAGAUUUAUUCGAGUUUGAAGGGCAAGGUUGAUGACAUAUCCCCUAGUCUUCUUACAAAAUUCGGCAUGAAGGUUGAUGGAGAUCAUUUUUCGUUAGUUAAAAAAGCUUUAGGAGGCUUUGAAAAUUCAAUAAAUACAUUUGGAUUCAAUUUAAGUGGAAUAGUUGCAAAACAUUACGGGGGUUUUGAUAAUAAAUUUAUUAAUUCGGUCAAAAUGUUAAAAACUUCAGGCAUAAACGUGAAGGCAUCAAGCUUACAAAAGUUAUCUGGCAUGGUUGGAAGGGAAGAAGAUGAAGAAAACGAGUCCGAUGUUGAGGUACCAUAUGGAAAAUUGGUGAAAAAUCACAAAAGAAGAUCUUUAUCUAAACAACAAUCAAACCCUCUAGCAGAUCCAACAAUUUUAGAAAAUCCAUUUGCUGUAUCAGAGUCUAUUUUGGGAAAUCUGUCAAUACCCAGAACGGAUUGGAACGCCAUGGUGCAGCGUGUAGGUGACAACGAAAACCCUUACAAAUUUGAAAACCCUUAUAAGAUUAUAUUUAGAAAAUACUUUGCUGAUUCAUGCCUGGUUAUCUACAAUGCGGUGACAACAUGGUACGAAGCACAAAAUAUGUGUGCUAAUAAUAGCGGUUCCAUGAUUGCUUUCACUGAUGAUUUUCCACUUGAAGCCAUGAACAACAAAAUGUUUUUCCAAUUAUCUGAAUUUGUUUCUUUCUGGGUUUCAUCUUCUAAAGGAAUUUGGGUCUGGGGAAAAAGAGGUUGA
Molecule: messenger RNA, 2301 nt
Organism: Helobdella robusta
Lineage: Eukaryota; Metazoa; Annelida; Clitellata; Rhynchobdellida; Glossiphoniidae
Exons: 3
Coding region: 1-2301 (766 amino acids)
Source: RefSeq, a predicted model, not a curated record